AUGCUGGGUUAUGGUGUGGACGAUUCCCGCCGUCCCGACCGAUUAGGUCGCAGACGUCCGUCUAACUGUGCGAUCCAAAUAACGAAUGCCCUCGGCCGAAGCCCGGGCUCUGUCCUAGCGUACGGCGUGAAGUUGGCUGCCAUGACGUUAGCUUCAAACCGGUCAACCCCACUCGCACGCUGCGCUACAACUCAGCUCCCGUAUUCAUGCCCGCGCGUUGUCUUCGACAUAUAG
Messenger RNA from Leptosia nina, 234 nucleotides. Lineage: Eukaryota; Metazoa; Arthropoda; Insecta; Lepidoptera; Pieridae. The record is from the annotation of a GenBank genome assembly.